AUGCUUGAGUCAGGAGAUUGUGGCGAAAAAAGAGGAACAGAUAUUAUCGCGAUUGAUAUUGGAACAACAACAAUUAAGGCUUGCCUAUAUGAUUCUCAUUGCCGGCUCAUUAGCUAUACCGAAGAAUCAAUCAUUGUCCAAUUUAAAGGUGGCAAUGAAAAUGGUCUUCGCGCAGAGAUUGAUCCUGAUGUUCUUUGGAACCAGUUGGUUACAUUAGUUUCUGAACUAUUAGCUAAGACAAAACGUGAUGCACGGACAAUAAUCGGUAUGGGAAUUAGCUGCCAAAGGAAUACAUUCAUUAGUUGGAAUAAAGAAAGUGGAAAGCCAUGUCAUCGACUAAUUACUUGGAAAGAUUGUCGUGCACGAGAGGAAUGUAAGAAGUGGAACAAUUCGUGGUCUUUAAAAGCUAUAAAUUUGAUUGGUUAUGUUUUACACAAGCUGACACGAUCUGCGAGAUUUAUGGCUGCCCGAAUGUUCUCCUUUUUAAAUGCGAUGGUGACUCAUCGUUUUUUAGUUACUCUUGCUGAACGAUUGCUGAAAGAAAAAAAACUGAGCUUCGGUUGUCUCGACACUUGGUUGAUAUAUAAACUUUCUGGUGGCGUCGUUUGUGUCAGCGAACCUUCUAACGCAAGCAGUACAGGAUUGUUCGAUCCUUACACGAUGGAGUGGGGCUGUAGCUUAUUGCAAUUCAUUUCCUUUCCUAUAUCGGUUCUUCCACGUCUCACAUUUUCUGCUGGAGUGAGACUUGCUGUUACCGAUAAAAAGUUAUUUGGUGCUCCGAUUAUCAUAGCUGCUGCAGCAGGUGAUCAGCAAAGUGCCCUAUUCGCUUGUGGUUGUUGGAUGGAAAAUGAUGCUAUAUUUUCACUUGGUACUGGAUCCUUUGUAGACAUCAAUACUGGCUCGUCACCUCAUUCUUCUGUUAAAGGUUUAUAUCCUUUGGUCGGAUGGAACUUUCCGAAUUCGUUGAAAUUUGUUGCGGAAGGAUGCUCCCAAGAUACAGCAGUAAUUCUGCGUUGGGCGGAAUCCAUUGGUUUAUUUGAAGAUGUUACAGCUACUUCACAAAUGGCUCAAAGUUGCUCGAUUUCUGGCCUCUACUUCAUUCCGGCGUUCUUUGGUAUUCAGACUCCAUUAAAUGACGAUACCGCUUGUUGUGGUUUCUUAGGUAUCCGUCCAGACACUACUAAGGAACAGAUGGUUCGUGCAAUGCUUGAGUCUAUCGCAUUUCGAAUCUACCAGAUAUGGAGAACGGUUAUUGACGAAAUUGGCACUUCCUCCACAGGAUUUGUUAGAUGCUGUGGUGGCGUAUCGAUGAAUGACUUUAUCUGCCAGACAAUUAGUACUCUUACCAAACUUCCGUUACAAAGAAUCAAUGGUCCAAACUUUGCGUCCGCGCGUGGUGUUGCUAUGAUGGCAGGAAUCACGUGUGGUUUGUGGAAGAAGGAUGAUUUGAAUGAUCUGAUUAACAUUGAAAAGAUUUUUGUCCCAGAGCUAUCCGUUUGCAAGAAAUUACUGCAGGAUUUUGAAAAGUGGGAAACAGCCAUGCAGAGAUGUCUCCAUUUCUACGAUGCUUAA
This is a messenger RNA of Cercopithifilaria johnstoni, 1572 nucleotides long. Lineage: Eukaryota; Metazoa; Nematoda; Chromadorea; Rhabditida; Onchocercidae. The record is from the annotation of a GenBank genome assembly.